Penaeus vannamei (Pacific white shrimp) is the source of this 2379-nucleotide messenger RNA. Its product is annotated as homeobox protein Nkx-2.8. The record is from RefSeq and is a predicted model, not a curated record. Gene Ontology annotation, biological process: cell differentiation; regulation of transcription by RNA polymerase II. NCBI's taxonomy places the organism in Eukaryota, Metazoa, Arthropoda, Malacostraca, Decapoda, Penaeidae. Gene Ontology annotation, molecular function: RNA polymerase II cis-regulatory region sequence-specific DNA binding; DNA-binding transcription factor activity, RNA polymerase II-specific. Gene Ontology annotation, cellular component: nucleus.
ACGGCAUCAGUUGUGUGUCUUCCCCAGGAGUAAUUUCCCUCAGGAGUACUUGCAUCCCCACUCUACGGUUUACCCAGUGCCCAUCUAUCCACAAUGAUCACAGUACAGGAGAAGCGACCUGCGCCGCCCCGUGGCUUCUCAGUCAGGGACCUCCUACAGCUACACGACGCCCCUACACCUUGCUCAGACCCCGCCGACGAGGACGGUGCGACAGAGGCGCCCGUCAGCCCCUCCGGCCGCGGCGUGCACGAGCCCCACAGCGCCGUGCAGGCAGCGGCCGACUCGACGGAGCAGGCGGCCGCCAGCCUCACGGCGCCGGAGGAGGACAUGGAGGCCUUGGAGGUGGACGACUGCACGGAGGAGGACAUGGAGGCGACGGGGCGCAAGCGCAAGCGGAGGAUCCUGUUCAGCAAGGCGCAGACCUACGAGCUGGAGCGGCGCUUCCGCCAGCAGCGCUACCUGUCGGCGCCCGAGCGCGAGCACCUGGCGUCGCUGCUGGACCUCACGCCCACGCAGAUCAAGAUCUGGUUCCAGAACCACCGCUACAAGACCAAGAAGAUGAUCCGCGAGCGCGGGCUGGACGGGCCGCUGCCGCCGCUGGGCUCGUCGCUGGGCUCGUUCUCGCAGUCGCUGCGCUGCCUCGCGCCCAUGACGGGCCUCGGCCGCGGCGACGCCUCCAUCUCCUCCCCGGCGCACAGGCUGCCCGAGUACCUGCUGCCGGGGGAGCGGCUGCCCGGCCUCGAGUGCCACGCGCCGCCCCUGCUGCCCCUCGGCCUCCCGCCCGCGCAGUUCCCCGGCCUCCUGCCCUUCCUGCCCGUGUGCCCGUUCCCACCGCCCGCCCUGCCCGCCUCGCCCUGCUCACCCAGGCCUCCAGCCCGCUGCGCACCCUCGCUCGCUCUCGCUCUCCCGCCCGCCACCUCGCUCGCCUCCACCACGUCGCCCUUCGUGCCUCCGCCCCCACGUCCGCCGCGGAGGCCUCCCCCGUCUGCUCCUCCUCCAGAAGCGUCGGCGCGUCGCAGGAGGUGAGCAGAGUGCUGUCGCUGCCGCGGCCCAACUCCCUCCGGCUGGAGGGCGUGUGCUGGUGAGGGCGCGCGCCGCCCAGUGAGCGUUUCGUGCAGUAACUUCCCUGAAGUUGAUCAGGGCGAGGAAGUUCUCGGCGGCGGCGAUGGCAACCCGCCGGCGCCCGCGGAGGCGACGCAGCGUGACGCCCUCGCCAAAGGACUCGCGCCAGGGGACAGACGGAGACGCCCGCGGCGCGAAAAAUCCUCCGAGGGAAAGGGAGAGAUCCGCCGUGACUCGAGCGCCGCGGCGAAGGUCGUGGCGCCUCCAGAGGACCGGGACUCGAAGUGGGGGCCGCGGAGGACUUCAGGAAGGAGGGGAGGGGGAGGGGGAGUUCGGACCCCACAACCCACCCAACCUCCCGCCCGCACCUCCGCCCCACGCCCUCGCUCCCCACCCUGAACACGCCUGCCUCUCGCGGAAAGCAGAGACAGACAGAAAAAUAGUGUUCAUCCAGUGACUGAUGUCCUUUGUGCUUUCAAUUGACCUAAGCCGGAUCGCGAGGUCAAGCAAGGUCAAUCCUAGGUCACGGCUGUGUUGUUCAGUGCCCGGCGUGAUUCCAGUGACGAUAUGUGAGAAAUUAAGAAAGAAAGAAAGAAAAAAAAUCACACACACGAUAUUUUGCAGAUAUAUGAGAUAUCCAAAAAUAAAAACGCAUUUUCCACAUUUAACGGCAAAAUAUGGAUCCCAAAUUUUACCAACAAAUGACAAUGAAAAACUAGGAAAGAAGAAAAAAGUUAGUAAAACUUACAACAUCCGAAGGGGAAAAUACGCCUCCCGGUACUACAUUCACGAACGUACCCUUGGGGGAAACAAACAAAAAAGUCAGUUUGUUAUGUAUUGGUGAAAAAUAUAUAUCCCAAAUAUCUGUCAAACUGCGAAUAUAUGAUGAAAAUUAUAGUUGUGACUUAAAACAGCAGUUGUAAUUAAAACAAUAGCUGUGAAUCUAAAAAACAGUUGUAAAUUAAACCAACACGUAAAUCGAACAGUUUUUAAACAAAAAGUUAUAGAUGAGAAACAACAGUUGUAAAUCAGUUAUAAAUAAAAAGCAACUGUUGUAAAUCAGUUACAAAAAACAGUUGUAAGUAAAAAAAACAACAGUUGUAAAUGAAAACAACAGAUGUAAAUAAAAAACACUUGUAAAUAAGAAAAACAACAGUUGUAAAUAAAAAAAACAACAGUUGUAAAUUUGUGAUGAAAAUAUGGAACUGAGGGAUCCGGUCAUAAACAGGCAAUAAUACAUACUUUCCGUUUUUUGGGUCCAUUUCUGUAGAUAUUUACGGUGGUACUGUUUCAUGUGCAAAUGUAUGUACAGUAGAG